UGUUUGGUAGGCAGUUUCCAGGAUGAUUCUGCAGCUGUUAUUCAAUGCAAAAUAUCAAAAUAUUUACAGAAACAUACGAAGGCCGAAAAAGCAUUGCUGUUAGUGGUCUCCGAUGAUCAGUACGAUGCAACGUGUCAGGUUGCAAAUGAUGUAAUUUUAGAAGAGGAAAUAAAAUUUCCUUUACAGAAAAACAAUUUCUUUACGACAUUUCCUAAAAGUAAAUCUCUUAGGUGUCAGGAUAUUAAGGAAGAAAUUCUUCAGAAGCUACAAAAAUUGCUAAAAAUAAAAAUUAAGUCAUUAUUAUGCAUUCCAAUUGCUCAUCCAAAUAAUGAGAAAAAAUAUAUUCUACUAGUUUGUUUAAUAAAUAAAAUAGGUUCAGAAGAAUUCACAGAUGAAGAUGAAAAAAUAAUAUCUGAAUGUUGUAUGUAUACGUCACCAAUAUUAUUAAAAUCUUUAAUAUAUGAAGAGGAAAAACGCCAAAGGAAACAAUGUCAAUCACUCUUGCUUGUAGCCCGGAAUAUUUUCUCUCAUCUUGAUAAUGUUACGGCAUUAUUAAGUGAAAUAAUGACAGAAGCAAGAAAUUUAACGAAUGCCGAAAGAUGCUCUUUAUUUCUUUUAGAUAAGGAACAAAAUGAACUUAUAGCAAAAGUAUUUGAUUCUAACAUGGCUGAUGAUGGUGGAGAGUCAAAAGAUGUUCGGCUUCCUGCAAAUCAGGGCGUUGCGGGUCACGUUGCGACUACUGGUGAGAUGCUCAACAUAUACGAUGCUUAUUCUCAUCCUUUAUUUUAUCGCAAAAUGGACGAAGUAACAGGCUUUAAAACAAGGAAUAUUCUUUGUUUUCCAAUUCAGGAUGAUAGUGGUGUGGUUGGGGUCGCAGAAUUAUGCAAUAAAAAGGACGGCAGAUAUUUUACUCAUUUCGAUGAAGAAAUAGCAAAUGCAUUUUCUAUUUAUUGUGCCAUAAGUAUAAUGCAUUCUUUAAUGUGGAAGAAAGUAAGAGAUGCUCAACAUAGAAGUAGAUUGGCAAAUGAAUUAAUGAUGUAUCAUAUGAAAAUACCAGAAGAAGAAGUCAUUACAUUAGCACAAGCUUCCAUUCCUUUGCCAUUGGAGAUUCACAAGGAUUUUGUUACAUUUUCUUACAAUCCUAGACAGACUCCUGAUUCGGAUACUGCAUUAAUUACUCUAGCAAUGUUUGAAGAUUUAGGAAUGAUUCAACGUUGGAGAAUACCAAAAUUAACAUUAGCCAGAUUUAUCUUAAUGGUAAAGAAAGGGUAUAGAGAUCUUCCCUAUCACAACUGGAUGCAUGCUUUUUCUGUUGCACAUUUUUGCUAUUUGCUUCUUAAAAUCACUAAUCUUCAGGAAACACACUUGAUGGCCUUGGAAUGUUUUACACUGUUUGUUGCAUGUAUUUGUCAUGACUUGGAUCAUCGAGGUACAACGAAUUCAUUCCAGCAUAGAUUAAAAACUGAUUUAGGAGCUGUUUAUAGUUCAGAAAGUUCUGUUAUGGAAAUGCAUCAUUUUUCUCAAACUAUGGCUAUUUUACAUUCCGACGGUUGUAACAUAUUUGAAAAUCUUUCACAAAAGGAAUACACUCAAUGUCUCGACUAUUUGCAAUUACUCAUCUUAGCUACGGAUCUUGCCAAUCAUUUUCGGAGAGUGAAAGAAAUUCAUAAAAUAUUAGAAGAUGGCUACGAUUAUAAAAAUGAACGACAUCAUAUUUUGCUACUUAAUCUUCUUAUUACUUCAUGCGAUUUAUCGGAUCAGACAAAAGAUUGGAAAAUGUGUAAAACCAUAGCUGAACGAAUUUUUCAAGAAUUUUUCUUGCAAGGCGACAUGGAAAAAUCAAUAGGAGUUAAUCCGGUCGAAAUGAUGGAUAGAGAAAGAGCUUGUAUCCCAGAUUUGCAGAUUAAUUUUCUAAAUGGAAUUUGCUUUCCAUUGUAUAAAUUGCUUUCAAGUUUCUUUCCUCAAACUUAUGAAAUUGUACAAAUGAUUGGAACAAACAUAAAAUGUUGGGAAUGUUUGAAAUCAUUAAUGGGAGAUCAGUUAGGCACUGUAAAAUCACUAGAAGUAUUUGACAACAAAGAUUUGGAAGAUGAAGUGCAGAAAUACGUAGAAAAUAUUAAGCAAGAGUAAAUAGACGUGCAUACGAAUUUAUAUAUUAUUUAGAUGCAGAGCUCGUUUUGAGUCGGCAUCUAAAAUAGUAUACGUUUGAUUGUAAAAUAUUUUAAAUAUAAAAGUACAAUUGAUUUUCAAUUCUUUAUUUAUAAAUUUUUGAUUAUAAUAUAAUAACUUUUAAUGUUUAUUGUUAAUAUUUCAAUAUAUUUUAAAAAUUGUACAAGAUGAAAUAAUAUGUGCUGAUGUAUAUUCUUCUUCUAUUCAUCUCUUCUAAUUAUGCAGGUUGUUUUCUGUAAUAGAUAGUAGAAGUUAGAAGUAAAGGGGUCAUAGUAUUUUAAAAUAUAUAAAGGGUCUUUCAAAAUGAAUUCUAUCAGUUUAAAUUAAUGUAAUUACGUUAAUUACUAUUGGAGAAGUACCAAUAGAUAUAGUAACCAUCCAAAUUUCAUCUCCCAGCUGUAUUCAAACGUCUCACUGUCUGUCUAUUAUCUCUAGGAAGUGCUAUAAACAAAAAUGGUCACUCCACAAAAGAGAAAGCAUUUUAUGUUCUGCAGUUUUCAAAGUCAGAAUCACUUCUCAUUGUGCAACACGAGUAAUCUAUAGGAGCUUAUGACAUGAAGUGCGCGCAUUGAGCAAAUAUGAAACUUGGACAGUUUUCCAAUGUUUUAUUAUACAUUGCAAUGCUCUUGGAUAAUAAUUUACAAUAAUUUAAUAUGUAGCAUUCUUUUUGGAUGAUCCUAUAUAUUUAAUUAUAAUUAAAAUAAAAUUAUUUAGAACAUUUGUUAUACAGGCGGUCCCGUAACUUUCACGUGUAAUGUGUUAAAAAUGUCUGAAUUUAACAUGCAAAAAGUCAUUUAGUAAUAUCAAAGUAUUACGUAUGAAAGAGUGAAGUUGCCAGAAAUUCAAGAUACUGUAGAUUAAGAUAGUAAAUAAGAAUUACAUUAAUAUAUUUUUAUCUAUUUGUUUAUAUUUAAAGAACAUUUUUAUGUUAAAAUAUUAUUAUUUUUAAUUAUAUUUUAAAAAGUUUAUAACUUAUUUAGCUUAAGAAGAGAAUUUCAUAUAUAUAUUUAAUUAUAUUGUGAUUGUUUAAUAUAUAAAUUUUAUAUGUUGACUAAUGCCAAAUCAAUUGAUAAAUAACUGAUUAAAAAUCUUCAGAGUUUUAAUUAUUAGAAUUAAUUUGAUAAAAUUGCAGCUCUGAACGAGGCAGUUCGGACAUUAUUAGAGCUGUAGACCAUGCCAUAGGAGUAAAAUAGCCAAAAAAACCAAUGGUCUAUAUGUUUUAUACAUUUGCAAGAUAUAACCAACAGAAAUCAGCCUAUCUGGAAUUUUGAAGACCCUCAAAAAGUCAACUGUUUUUCACUUUAUUAGAGACAGUUAUGGUAUCUACUACUUUCAGAUCAAGGUUAGAGUCAAGUUUUAGGAUGGAGCGAGAUCCUAUUAUGGCACCCCCUUGGUCAGUAGCGUAGCGAACAUAACUGGCGCUCGGGGCACGACACUUUAUUGGCGCCCCCUCCAGAAACACACAUAGUUUGUCUUGGAGACCAUUUGGGCGCCCCUCUGCGAGUGGCGCCCAGUGCUUGAUACACCCCCUUGCACCCCCUCACUACGCCACUGCCCUUGGUUGCCCCAAAUUUAUACCCUUUAAUUUUCUUUACCACUGAGGCGCUCCCUAGGACUUAGCGCCUGGAGUGGCUGCUCCUUUCGCCCUAUGGUAGGGCCGGCUCUGGAUAUAUCUCACGAAGGAUCACAUGUAGACCAUCAGUUCCUUUUGACUUUUUUUGCUCCUUCAGGCAUGGUUUACAGCUGUGAUAAAGUCCUAACUGCCUAAUUCAGAGCUGAAAUUUUAAUAUUAAUUUUGCUGAAGAUCUAAAAUUCUUAGUCAGUUAUUGUUUCAAUAUAUGUUUGUAUGUAUUUAUUUUAUUAGUUUAUAAACUAUUUUUAAUUGCUCUGAUUCAUAAUUA
This is a messenger RNA of Centruroides sculpturatus (bark scorpion), 4070 nucleotides long. Its product is annotated as cGMP-dependent 3',5'-cyclic phosphodiesterase-like. Gene Ontology annotation, cellular component: mitochondrial matrix; mitochondrial outer membrane; cytosol. Gene Ontology annotation, molecular function: protein homodimerization activity; 3',5'-cyclic-GMP phosphodiesterase activity; 3',5'-cyclic-AMP phosphodiesterase activity. Lineage: Eukaryota; Metazoa; Arthropoda; Arachnida; Scorpiones; Buthidae. Bases 424 to 2130 code for a protein of 568 amino acids. Gene Ontology annotation, biological process: cGMP catabolic process; negative regulation of receptor guanylyl cyclase signaling pathway; regulation of mitochondrion organization. The transcript has 24 exons. The record is from RefSeq and is a predicted model, not a curated record.